CCAUCAUGAAGUUGAACAUUGCGGCCUACGCUCUGGCCGCCUCUGGUCUCGCGACCGCUUCAAACUCCUUUGCGGGAUCUAGCCUGUAUUUUCUCCCAGGUCUUUCGGCGACCGACCAAGCCUACUACAUCGACACUCUCGCCAGCUACGGAGCCAAGGUUGUUCGCAUCUGGAUCAACGAGAUCGACACCGGCUGCGUCAAAGGCAGCAAUGUCGUCACAAGCGUUCAGGAUUUCGAAACAACCAUCGGCCAGUACAAUUGGGACUCUCUGGCCAAGGUCGACAAAGUUCUCGCGCAACUGGCGGCAAAGGGGAUGAAGGCCAUCAUCUCUCCCCACGACGGGAACGUGAUCCACGAUCAAAACACCAAGGGUAACGGCUGCGAUGUUUAUUGCAAUACGUACUGGACCUCAUUCUAUGACAACUCCGAUGCUCAGAAGCAAUACGACGCCCGUAUCAAGGCCAUCUUGACGUACACGUCUCCCAGCAGCGGCUUGCAGUGGGGGAACUGGUCCGAGGCUAUCCUGGCGUUUGAUCUCCAGAACGAGCCUUUCCAGUUUACCUCUGAUGGGGCCAACGGUGAUCCUUCGAACUGGCUCUGCAACCGAGCAACGAACUUUAAGAAGUACAUCACGGACUCUAACAUCAAGGUUGCCACCGGAGGUAUUGGAGGUGAUCAGUCACACGGUUACAACUUGCUCAAGAAGGCCUUGACUUGCUCGGACAUUGAUAUCAUGAGCAUCCAUGCCUAUGUUGGCCAAGCGAAUACCUGGGGUGCUCUUUUGCCAGGCUUUGAGUCUACUGCUGCGUCCAACAACAAGCUGCUCCACGUCGAAGAAUGGGGGGUUCAGACUGACUAUGCCUCUGACUUCAACGAUCAAGCUGCCUCUCUCAAUGCGCAAGGAAUUCCAUGGACAUACUGGCAAAUGAUCCCGGGAUCAGACGGUACCCAGUCCUGCAGCAGUGGCUGCUGCGAAUACUACGACGGCUUCGAGGUCGGCUUCAACAGCGGCAAGGGAAACCUACAAUAUGCCAUUUCCCAAGCAAACAGUGAGACGACUAAACAGGACUGGAGCUUCGUUGGCGCGCCCCCGAAUGGAGGAGGUUCUAACCCACCUCCUCCUCCUCCGCCUCCGACCAACGAUUACCCCUGUGACAGCUGUACCUGGGGGGCUGGAGCUGUAGCAGUUCGUCUCCUUGCCAGUCGGCUUACUCUUGCGUGGGAGGAUACUGCAAGGACUGCACCUGGGGGUGUGGUGGUUGGGACUGCAGCGCAUCCCAGCCGUGUAAUGCGGAUUACACGUGUGUUGACGGCGUCUGCCACCACGCUGGGCCAGCAACUGGGAAGUGUUAGAAGUACUGGGUGA
Molecule: messenger RNA, 1367 nt
Organism: Trichoderma citrinoviride
Lineage: Eukaryota; Fungi; Ascomycota; Sordariomycetes; Hypocreales; Hypocreaceae
Product: glycoside hydrolase family 5 protein
Exons: 3
Coding region: 6-1367 (453 amino acids)
Biological process (GO): carbohydrate metabolic process
Molecular function (GO): hydrolase activity, hydrolyzing O-glycosyl compounds
Source: RefSeq, a predicted model, not a curated record